CCAAACAAAUCGCAGAAAACCUAACUCUCACAUUUCUAGCUUACCCCCCGGAAGCUCCACGGCCUACGACUCGUAGCUCAGUCUCCAGUCUCCACCCUCAGCUGUAUUCAGCCCAAUCGGCGAAGAUAAGCCUAGUGGAGAAAGAUGCUGGAGACCAACACCUUCAAGGGAGCAAACGUAUUCAUGUCCCGUAACCUCGUCCCGCCGGAGAUCUUCGACACACUCCUCGACGCUCUCAAGCUCAACGGCGCCGAGGUCUUCCCCUGCUGCGAUCCUUCACGGAACGGUCGCAACGACUACCACGUCAUCUCUUCUCCCGACCACGAGAAAUUCGAGGAUCUUAGAGCUAAGGGAUGUAAUUUGUUAGGUCCGCAGUGUGUUCUCUCAUGUGCUAAAGAACACAAGCAAUUGCCUAAGCAAGGUUUCACUUGUUGCCUAGCAAUGGAUGGUCUCAAAGUACUUGCAUCUGGUUUUGAUCCGGAUGAGAAGGUUAAGAUAGAAAAGUUGGUUAAAGCAAUGGGAGGAGAGUUGUGCUCUAAGGCAUCCUUGGAUGUUAGUUUCGUAAUUGUGAAGGAUGUUUUAGCUGCCAAGUACAAGUGGGCUUUGAAUGUUCUGAAGAAACCAGGUGUUACUGCUAGUUGGUUAUACCAGUGCUGGACCGAGCAUCGUGUUGUCCCCCAAGACUUACAUAGGGUUCUUCCAUUAUGUGGCUUAAGAAUUUGUGUUACUGGAAUUGUAGGAGCUCCUAAAGGUGACAAAUUUAUAGUAGCUGCAAAAUGGGGUUGUAUAAACAUUGUAACUCGGAAAUGGCUUGAUCAGUCUAUUGCUAAAAGAGCAUGUCUAAAUGAGGAGUCAUAUCCUGUUCAGGGUGGUUCUGCAUCUUCAAGCACGAGCUUCCGCAGUUUCCUGACAUCAAAGUGUAGCCAGGAGAAGACUACCAGGCAGUUGCCAUCUGAGAAAUCCUCAGCUGCUAUUGAUUCAAACUCAGCUGUAUGUCAAUCAACUGGUUUCACAGAUUCGGAUGUGGAAGCAACUCUCUCCCAGAACAUGUCUUCUAUGUUCUCGAAUCCUUUCAUAUAUGUCAAAGAAGCCAAGAAUGAGGUUCCUGUAUUGCAGCCGACAAAUGAAACAAGCUUUAGCAAUUGUGUUGCCGAUGAUUCUCAAUCAGAAGACAACGAUUUAUACCUGGCUGAUUGUAGGAUAUCACUUGUUGGCUUUGAAUCUUCUGAAUCACGUAAACUAGUUAACAUGGUGCGCAGAGGUGGGGGCUCCCGUUAUGUGGUAUUGAAUGAUCAGUUGACACAUAUUAUUAUCGGAUCCCCAACCGAGGAUGAAAAAAGAGAGCUAAGGAGCCUUGCUGCUUCUGGGGUAAUUUAUGUAGUUAAAACAACGUGGCUUGAAGAUUGCGAUCGGGAAAAGAGAGAAGUUCCUGUUCUUAGACAACAUGUGGCCUAUGAAUUACUUCUCCCUAAAGAUUCUUUGAGAUUCAUAAAGGCGUCUACCGAUGGCAUAAAAAAGUCAGAUAGUUCUUUUCCAAGUGUACACUCCGAUGAGUUGAUUGUGGACUCUGGAAUUACAGAGGAACAUGGACAUCUAGAUUCUGUCAAGGCAGCGACAUUCCCAAUAGAGAAGAAGAAAGAGGAGAAGCAAGAAGUCAAUUUUGUUGAUCAAGCCUCUAAUCCAGAUGCAACCACUAGACAAGUUCAGGAAAACACAUUUCCUGUGCAUAAUGAUACAAAAGUUGUUGGAAAGAGGACAAGCCGUGAUUCCUAUGAUAACAAGUCUCAAAACAGGAUACACGAAGCUGUAUUUAAGGGAAAAAGCUUCUGCUUUUCAAAGAGCUUUCCUGCAGAUAGGAGAACGGAGAUCGUUGAGUGGAUCAACCAAGGUGGUGGUGCAUUAGUUGAUGAUGAAGUGCAAAAUGUGGAUUUCACAAUUGAAUGCCAUGGUAUCAUACCCACAUCUAUGCCCCACACUGCUUUUGUUUCCAGUCACUGGGUUCGUUCUUGUUUAGAGGAUGGAAUCCUGCUAGACAUCGGCGGUCACAUCCUCUAUUCCCCUCUUCCAUGUCAGGUUCCUUUGCCUGGUUUUGGAAGCUUCCGGCUUUGUGUUUCUCAAUUCAGCGAGAAAGACAAGUCCUUGUUCAUAAACUUGUGUGUUGUUCUCGGAGCGAAAUUUGCACACAAGUUGACAAGAAAGGUCACUCACUUACUCUGUAAGGAAACCUGUGGACCCAAGUAUGAAGCUGCUUGUAGAUGGGGGAUACCCUCGGUUACAGCCGAGUGGAUCUAUGAGUGUGUCAGACAGAAUAAAGUGGUUGAAUUGGCUCCAUUUCGCCCAAAAGAAGUUAGCCAGCAGGACCAGGAGACUGACUUAGCCAGUGUGAGCCAAUUCCCUUCUGAAGAUGUUUGGAUGACACAUGGAGAAACAACAUCAGAGUUGAGAAGUCAGUCGCAAGACGUCACUGAGGCCCAAGUCUUAACUCUUAAGAACAAAAUUAGCAGUAUGGUGGGAGUGGCCACACAAUCCAUAAAUCAGUCUAAAAAGGCACGUCAUGUGGAAACUGAUGACCGAAUGAACCUGCCCUCUUCUCGAGUCUACUCAGGCACAGACAGCAGAGAUUCUUCCCAUAUUGUUCCCGAUGUAGCUGCUGCUAUUGAGGAUUUAUUAGAACAGACAAGCAAAGUAAAGUCACUGGCAUUUGAUCUUUUCUCUCUCUCUAUUUAUCUCAGAGGUCUAGGACUGACUAAUGGUUUGAUUUGUUAUUGCUUUUUCAAGAUUCACGAACAUAAGUCACCUGAGAGAACUAUUUGUGACAAAAGCGUAUCCUUUUGCUUUUUCUUUUUGUGCAUAAAUAUUUUUCUGUCCUCUGUUGAAUCCUUAACUACGUAA
Messenger RNA from Linum tenue, 2892 nucleotides. NCBI's taxonomy places the organism in Eukaryota, Viridiplantae, Streptophyta, Magnoliopsida, Malpighiales, Linaceae. The record is from the annotation of a GenBank genome assembly.